AUGACGACCGAGCUCAUAGCGACGCAUCGGGACAACGCCGAGGUCUACAAAGGGGACUCUCUGUGCAAGCUCAAGUCCCGCGAGCUCCUCUCCGAGAUCAACCUCCCCAAGGACCCUCUCCCCCUGGAUGACAUCGUCGAGGUCGGCUACAACCGCUCCACCGGUUUCGUCUGGGUCCAGCAGCGCAAGCCCAAGGUCCAUCGCUUCCACGCCAUCUCCUGCAGCAUCUCCUACGAUGCUGAGAUCACCGCCUUCGUCGGGGACCGCCAGAUGAUGCGGCUCACCGGGGUCAAGAGCAAGGAGCUCCUGUUCUAG
Molecule: messenger RNA, 315 nt
Organism: Eucalyptus grandis
Lineage: Eukaryota; Viridiplantae; Streptophyta; Magnoliopsida; Myrtales; Myrtaceae
Exons: 1
Coding region: 1-315 (104 amino acids)
Source: RefSeq, a predicted model, not a curated record